Messenger RNA from Gryllus bimaculatus (two-spotted cricket), 1883 nucleotides. NCBI's taxonomy places the organism in Eukaryota, Metazoa, Arthropoda, Insecta, Orthoptera, Gryllidae. The record is from the annotation of a GenBank genome assembly.
GGUAAAAUUAUCGAUAGACCAAUCAGCCUGUGUUGUUUGUGUUUGGAAUUGUGCAUGUUUCACCGGUUUCACUUCACGUUACUGAAACAAGUUGAGACUAUUAUAAUAUUAAAAUAGUUACACUGUUAAAAAUAUUUAUAAAGUAACAUGAGUGAAAACGUGGACCCUAAAAAUGUUAUAAAGGCCCGCGAAUUGUUGUAUCGUUUGAUGAUAAGCCAGUUAUUCUAUGAUGGUCAUCAGAGUCUUGCAGUUGGGUUGUCAGCUGUAGCUCAAGCUGAUCCACCAUGUCCUCCGUCAGAUCGUUUGCUACAUGUGGUUAUGGCAGGCCUUCAACAUGAACCAGAGCGUCAGGCAAAGCCUACACCUACCGGAACUCCCCAGGAAAAUUUACUCGGUCCUGGAUUAGACUUGGAGUAUGAAACAGAUGUACAGUCAACUGCUCCAGAACCAGCAUUGUAUGAAACAGCUUACGUGACAUCACACAAAGGGAAUUGUCGGGCUGGGGCUUUUAGUGUUGAUGGUCAACUGAUAGCUACAGGAAGUGUUGAUGCUUCCAUAAAAAUUUUAGAUGUCGACCGAAUGUUAGCUAAGUCUGCCCCUGAUGGCUUAGACCCUUCAGGAGAUUCUCAAGGCCAUCCUGUGAUUCGGACAUUGUAUGAUCAUCUUGAAGAAGUUACAUGUCUUGAAUUUCAUCCUCGGGAACCAGUUCUAGUGUCAGGCAGUAGGGACUUCACUAUUAAGUUAUUUGAUUACAGUAAAACAUCUGUUAAGAAAGCUUUCCGGACCAUUACAGAUGCUGAUCAAGUGCGCUGUAUGUCCUUUCAUCCAACUGGUGAUUAUUUGGUGGUAGGUACUAACCACCCUGUAAUUCGUCUUUAUGAUAUUACUACAGCUCAGUGUUUUGUAUGUAGUAUACCCAAUCAUCAACAUACUGCUGGGAUAACUUCUAUUAAGUUCUCACCAGAUGCAAAAAGUUUUGCUUCUGCUGGUAGAGAUGGGAGUAUUAAAAUUUGGGAUGGGGUGUCAAGUCGUUGUGUUAAUACUUUUAUGAAAGCUCACGAUGGGGCAGAAGUAUGUUCAGUAAGAUUCUCACGAAAUGGAAAGUAUUUGCUGUCCUCUGGCAAGGAUUCCCUAAUAAAGUUGUGGGAACUGUCCACAAGUCGUUGUCUCAUUGCAUACACGGGUGCUGGGACUACUGGAAAACAAGAACACAAGGCUCAAGCAGUGUUUAACCACACAGAAGAUUAUGUCCUUUUUCCUGAUGAAGCAACAACAUCUUUGUGUGCUUGGAAUUCACGAAAUGCUUCAAGAAAACAAUUACUGUCUCUGGGUCACAAUGGUCCUGUAAGACUCAUUGCUCAUUCACCAACAGCACCAGCAUUUCUUACAUGUUCUGAUGAUUUUAGAGCUCGAUUCUGGUUUAGAAGAAUGCCAAUGCAUUGACGAAAUGUAAUAGACUUUGUGAGAAGUAUGUCCAGCUGGAUAGUACAAUUGAAAUAUGUAUAUAUAUAUGCUACACAUAUGUAAAUAUUCUGGAGUAUUUUAUGAACAAUGAUCUUUUUCAAAAUAAUAAAAUUGAUAACAGAAUAUUGAAAGGUUUUCCAUCAUCUGCAGAAUGAUUUUCAAUGUAUUAUAAUUUUCAAGAGUAGUGUAUUUGAGGUAAAUUAACAAAAACUACACUUGUUAUAAAAUUUCAGGGCUUUGUGUUCAUGUAGAGUGAAAAAAUAGUCAUAUUUUUGUAUGUUUAUUGUCAAUUCGUAGUUAAACAGUACCAUUUGUAUGUGUUUUUUGUGAAGAGUAAAAUAUAUUUGCUAUGUCAAACAUUGUUUACAUGCAAAUAAAGAAAUAUGCUGAAUAAAUUGUUUAUUUUAACCCGAAAUAUU